AUGCUGAACGAACUGGACCCAAACAUUUACACGGUCGUUUGGAUAGCACCGCUCGAGAUUGAGGCCCAGGCUGCGCUCCAUAUGUUGGACCAUCACCACCACGGCCGGUUCUCGUUGGAUCGGGGGGACGACUAUGUGUUUCGUGCUGGUGAUUUGGGUGGUCAUAACAUCAUCAUUGCUACCCUACCGGCGGGUCAAGAGUAUGGCACCGGGUCCGCAGCUGCACUUGCCAGUCAAGUCAAAAAGUUCUUUCCGAACCUUUGGUUUGGCUUACUCGUUGGUGUAGCUGCGGGUCUUCCGAACCUCUCACGACAACCGCCUCGGGAUAUCCGACUGGGUGAUGUUCUUGUGGGCCUUCCCGAGGGCAACAGCGCCGGUCUCAUAGCGUACGACUUGGGCAAAGAAACAGGAGACAAUGGGUUCCAACUGUUGCACUACGGACAUGUGCUGGCGAAUACUGAAACUGUUGUCCGAUCAGCGAUUCAGAAUAUCAAACUUAUGGCUCCUCGUGAUCUCGACUCAUUCCUUCCUCAUUACAAAAAUAUUCAGGAUAAGCAUCAUGCCAACGGGGCAUUCGACGACCCGGGACAGGAUCAUGACCACCUAUACGAAACAGACGAUACAGGAGCUACACAUCUUAUCCAGCGAGAACCAAGACCUGACUCGGCGAGAACCCGAGUGUGGUAUGGACCGAUUGGGUCCGGGGAGAAGCUUAUGAAGAACAGUCAGAAACGGAACGAGCUGAGAGACAAAUAUGGUAUUAUUGGACUGGAAAUGGAGGCCGCUGGUACAAUGAAUCGAAUUCCAGUUGGAGUAGUUCGAGGAGUAUGUGACUACGGGGACGAACAUAAAAACAAAGAGUGGCAACCAUAUGCAGCAGCAAUGGCGGCUGCCUAUGCCAAAGCAGUGCUGAUUAACGCACCCGAUGAUUCUGCAAAGGUGAUAGCGCAGUCAAUUUGUCGUAAGUUGGGUGGUCUGCCGCUUGCUCUCGAACAAGCUGGCACAUUUCUAUCAUACGGCAUUAUCCGGAUCAACGAUUUCAAUCAAUAUUUCCAAGAACGCUUUUCCGACAAAGCACUCAAAACUCCUAUGCAGAAAUACGUGGGAUCUUAUGAGAAAGGUCGGACACUGUGGGCGGUAUUCGAAAUGUCAUAUGAUGGCCUUAGCCAAAGAAAUCCACACGCGAUCAAGCUACUUCAUCUUGCCGCAUUUUUUACUACAGGGUCUACGCGGUUCGUUUUUGGUGUUGAAUCUGGAUUCGAGGAUUCUUUUGACUCCACUCUCGAGUCGCCGUUCUUUCCACCAGAGAUAGGUGAGACGCAAUCAUUUGGCCUUCUCCGUUGGCUGAAAGAAUUGCGUUCUGAAAUUGAACAAUUUGGAAUUGCCAUUCAUGAGCUUGAGACAUCUGGAUUUGUCAAAUUGUCUCGCAGUUUACACGAUACUUCUAUCGAGAGCUGUGCGAUGCAUGCUCUGGUCCGCGCCUUUAUUCGCUCAAAGGCAUCAGAAGACGACAUUCGCGACAGCCUAGCUACCGCCGUUCUACUCAGCGGACAAUACCUACAGUAUGGGACAGAAAGCUUCCAGUUGACAGGGUUGUGGAAGCACGCUGGGGAACUUCACAAUCUGCUCAAGAUGCUUAUUUCGUCAGUUUCCAGAUCAUUUUUCCAAGACCCAGAUGGCAAAUACUUUGCACUCCUCGGUGCCGUGGCGCCAAUAUACGCCCAUACCUGCCGUUUACUGGGAAAUCUACACGAGGCCAAACAGCUUUGGGAUAUUGCGCUCAAGUACAGGUUGGUUUCCAACACACAGUGGCCGAGUAUUGAGUUGCACAUGGAUGAGAUCCUCGAGGCUGCAAAAAUUGAUGUGAAACUUGGAGACUUCGAGAGUGGGAUAACCAGAUACGAGAUGGUACUCGCUCAUUGUGAUCGUAUCUUUCCGGACAACGAUGCAAUAGCCAUUCAAUCUGCUGCCUCAAUCCGCGAGGCUCGGGAAAGUUCUCACAAACGUCAAAAAGACCUCGGGCGCGCUAUCGUCGCACAGAGACUCGCGAAACGACGCCCCAAUGAUCUGACAUCACCCAAUGCAUCUUCAUCUCUCCCCCGACGGACGGAGACAGGAGACAUUGCUUUUACAAACGAUCAAGAAAGAACAGCACUAGAUGAAGCCUCAGACCAAUGGCACAGUAACUCUGGAGAUCUGCCUACGGAAAACGAUGGAUUCAUAUACCGUGCAAGUCCCGAACACCGUGAACUACUACACCUAGUCUCACAGCGCGGAGAUAUGGUAGAAAUAGACGGAGUUUCUUUCUUACUAGCACACGGUGCCAUUAACUACCAAGACAUCAAAGGUGAUACGGCCUUAGUCUGCGCCGCUCGACAUGGACAUGAAAUGCUUGCGCGGUCUUUACUCCAACAUGGCCCCAAUCUGGAUCUUCAAAACAAGACUGGCCAGACGGCUUUGAAUUGCGCUAUAAUUGGAAACUUUGAAGCCAUGGUCAUUUUGUUCCUGGGAUUCAGCCCAAAGCUCGAGCUGCAAGAUCAUACCGGGGCCACGGCUUUGAUAUGCGCAGCUCGCAAUGGUAACGAUGGCAUAGUGCGCGCAUUAGUGGCCAGUGGUGCUGACUUGAAUGGACAAGAUAAUAUGGGGAACACGGCUUUGAUAUGGGCAGCUUCGAGACCGUGCUAUGAUGUAGUGCGCACAUUGUUAGACAGUGGUCCUGACUUAAAUGCGCAAGAUCAUAUCGGGGAUACGGCUUUGAUAUGCGCAGCUCUCAAUGGGUACGAUGGUAUAGUGCGUGCAUUAUUGGCCAGCGGUCCUAACUUGAAUUUGCAAAAUCAUGACGGGGAUACAGCUUUGAUAUGCGCAGCUCGCAAUGGGUGCGAUGGUAUAGUGCGCGCAUUGUUAGACAGUGGUCCUGACUUAAAUGUGCAAGAUCAUAUCGGGGAUACGGCUUUGAUAUGGGCAGCUCGCCGUGGGAACGAUGAUACAGUGCGCGCAUUAUUAGACAGUGGUUCUGACUUGAAUGUACAAGAUAAUAGGGGGGCCACGGCUUUGAUAUGCGCAGCUCUCACUGGGUACGAUGGUAUAGUGCGUGCAUUAUUGGCCAGUGGUCCUAACUUGAAUGUGCAAAAUCAUGACGGGAAUACAGCUUUGAUAUGCGCAGCUCGCAAUGGGUACGAUGAUAUAGUGCGUGCAUUAUUGGCCAGUGGUCCUGACUUGAAUCUUCAAGACAAACAUGGCAGAACGGCUCUAGUCUGGGCAAUUCGAAAUAAGCAUGGUCGCAUAUUGUCUAUGCUGACCGCUCAGAAGCUAGUGGUCACUCGAAGGCGACAGAGAGACCCCGCAAACAGAUGA
Messenger RNA from Penicillium samsonianum, 3354 nucleotides. RefSeq names its product nacht and wd domain protein. The record is from RefSeq and is a predicted model, not a curated record. Gene Ontology annotation, molecular function: protein binding; catalytic activity. The transcript has 3 exons. Gene Ontology annotation, biological process: nucleoside metabolic process. The coding region runs from base 1 to 3354 and encodes 1117 amino acids. NCBI's taxonomy places the organism in Eukaryota, Fungi, Ascomycota, Eurotiomycetes, Eurotiales, Aspergillaceae.